Messenger RNA from Lycium ferocissimum, 1122 nucleotides. Its product is annotated as cycloartenol-C-24-methyltransferase-like. Gene Ontology annotation, biological process: sterol biosynthetic process. The record is from RefSeq and is a predicted model, not a curated record. Gene Ontology annotation, cellular component: endoplasmic reticulum. Bases 62 to 1108 code for a protein of 348 amino acids. Gene Ontology annotation, molecular function: sterol 24-C-methyltransferase activity. NCBI's taxonomy places the organism in Eukaryota, Viridiplantae, Streptophyta, Magnoliopsida, Solanales, Solanaceae. The transcript has 14 exons.
GGCUUCAUGCUUAUAUAUUUGGGCCCGCCCCCCAAGUUGGGAAGUCAACAUAAUUCCAGCAAUGUCAAAAUCUGGAACAUUUGAUCUGGCUUAUGGGGUUGGUGGCAAGAUUGAGAAAAAACAAGUACUUUCAGCUGUUGAAAAGUAUGAAAAAUAUCAUGCAUGUGAUGGAGAAGCGGAGGAAGAGAGGAAAGCUAACUACAUUGAUAUGGUUAACAAAUAUUAUGAUCUAGCAACAAGCUUUUAUGAGUAUGGGUGGGGUGAAUCUUUCCAUUUUGCUCCAAGAUGGAAAGGGGAAUCACUUCGAGAAAGUAUCAAACGGCACGAGCACUUUCUUGCUCUGCAAUUAGGGGUAAAGCAAGGACAAAAGGUUUUAGAUGUUGGAUGUGGAAUUGGUGGCCCCUUAAGAGAAAUUGCCAAAUUUAGUGGUACAUAUGUUACUGGAAUUAACAACAAUGAAUAUCAAGUAACACGAGGAAGAGAACUAAACCAUAUUGCAGGAGUUGACAACAUAUGCAAUUAUGUGAAGGCUGACUUCAUGAGUAUGCCAUUUGCUGACAACAGCUUUGAUGGAAUCUUUGCCAUAGAAGCUACAUGCCAUGCCCCAGAUGUGUUUGAUUGCUACAAGGAAAUAUUCAGAGUGUUGAAGCCUGGCCAACAUUUUGCUAAUUACGAGUGGUGCAUCACUGAUUUCUUUGAUCCUAAUAAUUCGAAUCACCGGAGAAUCAAGCGUGAGGUGGAGCUUGGUAAUGGACUUCCUGAUAUCAGAUCAAUGGGACAGUGCAUUGAAGCGCUGAAACAUGCGGGUUUUGAGAUUAUUUGGGACAAGGAUAUUGCUAUCGGCUCUCCUCUUCCUUGGUAUUUGCCUCUGGAUAAAAGUCAUUUCUCCUUAAGUAAUGUCCGCGUGACAGCUUUUGGACGCUUUUUCACCAGAAACAUGGUCAAAAUAUUAGAGCAAGUCGGCCUCGCCCCUGAGGGAAGCCAAAAGGUUCAAGCAAUCCUGGAGCAAGCUGCAGAUGCACUUGUUGAGGGUGGAAAGGAAGGCAUUUUCACUCCAAUGUAUUUCUUCUUGGCGAGGAAGCCUUCUGCCGCUGAUUUAUUAACCUAAUUCUUCCUCGAUAU